This is a messenger RNA of Arabidopsis thaliana (thale cress), 878 nucleotides long. Its product is annotated as Translation protein SH3-like family protein. The coding region runs from base 89 to 529 and encodes 146 amino acids. The record is from RefSeq and is marked reviewed. Gene Ontology annotation, biological process: translation. Gene Ontology annotation, molecular function: RNA binding; structural constituent of ribosome. The transcript has a single exon. NCBI's taxonomy places the organism in Eukaryota, Viridiplantae, Streptophyta, Magnoliopsida, Brassicales, Brassicaceae. Gene Ontology annotation, cellular component: ribosome; large ribosomal subunit.
UUUUAAUAUCUCAUAUAUAAACUCAUGCACACAACGCUCCACCUCUUCAGCACAAAAAAACCCUAAUUUCUUCACAAAUUCAGCGGCGAUGAAGUUCAAUCCGCGUGUGAGCUCUUCUCGCCGGAAGAACAGGAAGGCUCACUUCACAGCUCCUUCAAGCGUGAGGCGCGUUCUCAUGAGCUCGCCGUUAUCCAAGGAUCUCCGUAACAAACACAACGUCAGAUCCAUGCCGAUUCGUAAAGACGACGAAGUGCAAGUUGUUCGUGGGACGUUCAAGGGAAGAGAAGGGAAGGUGAUGCAGGUGUAUCGCCGCAAGUGGGUGAUUCACAUCGAGAGAAUCACAAGGGAGAAAGUCAACGGAUCCACGGUCAACGUCGGAGUCAAUGCUUCGAAUGUGAUGAUCACUAAGCUCCGUCUCGAUAAGGAUAGGAAGUCGCUUUUGGAGCGUAAGGCUAAUGGACGCGCCGCCGCCGAUAAGGAGAAGGGAACCAAGUUUUCAGCCGAAGAUGUCAUGGAGAACGUAGAUUGAUCUUAACGUAUGGUUUUUUCUUCUUCUUUUCUAGUUUUCUAUUUUGAUUUCAUUGAUGAUGAUAUGAUUCAGAAUUCGAAGUUGAAUUUUGUGGUUUUCUUAUCAAUGUACCUCAUUUAUGCUUAUAUUUCUAGCUAUUGAAAUUGGACUGAGAUUUAAAUCCUUAUUGAUAAUUCAUCAUUCAUUUCAAUCAAUCGUUGUAUACGUUAAUUCUUCUUGGUGUCGGACAUAUAGACUGGUAAUUGCAAGUUGUGAAUUGUAAAGCUCUACAUGAUCUCUACACCAAUCGUAGAAAAAAUGGUAACAUUUGAAGUUAGGCUCAACAAUAUUGGGAGAAUCUCCUUUGCGA